UCCUAGUUGGCGCAAUGAACCGCACGCUCGCUCAUACUUUCCCAUCAUGCAGUGCUCUUGCCUGCUCCUAUCGAGCCGCCAUGUUGUUGGAGUGAAUGCCUGGGAGUCAGAAAGAAACUGGGGCUGAAAUCCGUGACCAUCCACCCCCUCCGCCUGCUGUGGUGGAAUGAGCAGUGUGUGUGUGUUGAAGAGGAAAGCAGUGCUCUGGCAGGAUUCGUUCAGCCCCCACAUAAGAACUACAACUCCCAGCAUGCCUGUGGUGCUGAGCAGUGGAGGGCACGCCCCUCCCACAGGGCAAGUCCCUCAGGCCCCCCCUCCAAGCCAGCAGGGUGUGGCGGGUUCCGGGCGCUCCCAGGACGACGCCAUGGUCGACUACUUCUUCCAGCGGCAGCACGGAGAACAGCCCGGGAAGCACCGCUGGCCCACCGGAGACAACAUCCACGACAGCCAGGUGCGGUCGAUGGACGAACUGAAUCAUGACUUCCAGGCUCUGGCUCUAGAGGGACGCACUAUGGGAGAGCAGCUGCUGACGGGGAAGAAGUUCUGGGAGGCGGACGACUCUGGGAAGGACGGGCCCAAAGGGAUCUUCCUGGACCAGUGGCGGGACAGCGCGUGGGGGGCCUCAGAUCACUCCAUGUCCCAGCCAAUCAUGGUGUCCCGCCGGCCCGGCCAGGGUUUCCAUGGCGGCGGGGAGGUGGGGGUGGGCUCUGUGAUGUCCCCGCGCUCGGAGAGUGGAGGCCUGGGCGUUAGCAUGGUGGAGUACGUCCUCUCCUCCUCACCCGCUGACAAGCUGGAGUCCUGCCUCCGCAAAGGAGCCUAUAGGGAUGGAGAGGUGGAGGAGGAGAAGAGGGAGAAGCCCAAGGCGGUGUUUGAGGCAGAGAAACUGAAAGACUUGACGGAGGCCGAAGUGGACGUCAUCCAUGAUGUCAUCAACCCCAACGGCAUGCCCGUGCAGAACGGCCUGGACGUGGACGUGAAGGAGUUCGGCCGGCCCCAAGGCAACAUGCCUCCCCCCGGCCCAGAGGGGGACCUCCUUGGCCCUGGAGGCAUGGGGCCAGAGGGCCUGGCCCCCAUGGGGGGCGGGGGCCCCAAGCCUCCCGAGGACUUCUCCGGCGUGGAGCAGGGCGGCGUCGGCAUGGACCCCAUGGAGUCCGUUAUGGAGCCGCUGCAGUUUGACUACAACUCCCAGAUGCCCAUGGACUCGGCCCCCACCGUGGGCCUGUUUGACUACGCCAACCAGCAGCAGCUGUUUCAGAGGAACAACGCCCUGGCUGUACAGCAGCUCACUGCCGCCCAGCAGCAGCAGUACGCCCUGGCGGCCGCGCAGCAGUCCCAUAUCGGUCUGGCCCCGGCGUUCGUACCCAACCCUUACAUCAUCAGUGCCGGUCCCCCGGGCUCCGACCCCUACGCCGCGGGCCUGGCCGCUGCAGCGACACUGGGCCCCGCCGUGAUGCCUCCCCAGUACUACGGCGUGACCCCCUGGGGGGUCUACCCCGCCAGCCUGUUCCAACAGCAGGCCGCCGCCGCCGCCGCCGCCAACAACUCGGCCAAUCAGCAAGCGGCAAACCAGAGCCAGCAGAACCAACAGCAGGUCAUGCGGGGUGGCGGUAACCAGCGACCUUUGACCCCCGGUCAGGGACAGCAAGGCCAACAGAAUGACCAGAUGGUUGCCGCGGCAGCGGUCAACUCGGCCCUUGCCUUCGGUCAGGGUCUGGCAGCCGGCGUCCCUGGCUACCCGGUCCUGGCCCCGGCGGCCUACUACGACCAGACGGGGGCCCUCGUGGUCAACACUGGAGGGCGGAACGGCCCCGUGCGCCUCAUGGCCCCCGCCUCGGUCAUCAUAUCUCCCUCCGCCGCACAAGCAGUCGCAGCGGCCGCCGCCUCGGCCAACGGGGGCGGGGGCGGCCUCGGGGGCGGGGCCAACGGGCCCUUCCGCGGCAUGCAGUCCCAGCAGCAGCAGCAGCAGCAGGGGGGCCCCGGCGGCGCGCUGGGCGGCAGCUCCUUCUACGGCUCCUCCUCCCUCAACUCCUCCUCCCAGAGCUCCUCCCUCUUCUCUCAGGGCUCCGGGCAGCCGGGCCCCGGCUCCGCCUCCCUGGGCUUCAACCAGCCCACCUCCUCCUCCCUGGGGGCCACACUGGGGGCAACACUGGGCGGCUUUGGGACCGCAGGUAGGGACUACCUGGCGAACUCGAGCGGUGGCGGUGGCUCCAGGCGGGACUCCCUGACGGGCAGCAGUGACCUGUACAAGCGCACGCCCUCCAGCCUCACCCCUAUUGGCCACGGAGGGUUCUACAACGGAACCCUGGGCUUCAGCUCCUCGCCCGGCCCAGUCGGCAUGCCCCUCCCCAACCAGGGCCCCUCCCACUCCCUCACACCCCCGCCCUCCCUGUCCAAUCACAGCUCCUCAUCCAACCUGAACCUCGGAGGUCUGACCAAUGGCAGCGGGCGCUUCAUCUCCGCGGCACCGGGCGCCGAGGCCAAGUACCGCAGUGCCGCCAGCUCCGGCUCCUCCCUCUUCUCCCCCAGCAGUCAGCUGUUCCCGUCGUCACGGCUACGCUACGGCAUGUCGGACGUGAUGCCGUCGGGCCGCAGCCGCCUGCUGGAGGACUUCAGGAACAACCGCUACCCCAACCUGCAGCUGAGGGACAUCGCCGGGCACAUCAUGGAGUUCAGCCAGGACCAGCACGGCAGCAGGUUCAUCCAGUUGAAGCUGGAGCGAGCCAGCUCCGCCGAGCGCCAGCUGGUCUUCAGCGAGAUCCUGCAGGCCGCCUACCAGCUCAUGGUGGAUGUGUUCGGAAACUACGUCAUCCAGAAGUUCUUUGAGUUUGGCAGCCUGGACCAGAAGCUGGCCCUGGCGGAGAGGAUCCGCGGCCACGUGCUGUCCCUGGCCCUGCAGAUGUACGGCUGCCGGGUCAUCCAGAAGGCUCUGGAGUUCAUCCCCUCGGAGCAGCAGGUCAUCAGCGAGAUGGUGCGGGAGCUGGACGGCCACGUGCUCAAGUGUGUGAAGGACCAGAACGGGAACCACGUGGUGCAGAAGUGCAUCGAGUGUGUGCAGCCGCACGCCCUGCACUUCAUCAUCGACGCCUUCAAGGCCCAGGUGUUUGCCCUCUCCACCCAUCCGUACGGGUGCCGUGUGAUUCAGCGCAUUCUAGAACACUGCCUUCCGGAACAGACUCUGCCCAUUCUGGAGGAGCUCCAUCAGCACACAGAGCAGCUGGUGCAGGACCAGUAUGGUAACUACGUGAUCCAACACGUGCUGGAGCACGGCCGGGCCGAGGACAAGAGCAAGAUUGUAGCAGAGAUCAGAGGCAACGUGCUGGGCCUCAGCCAGCACAAAUUUGCGAGCAACGUGGUGGAGAAGUGUGUGACCCACGCGUCGCGGGCGGAGCGGGCGGUGCUGAUCGACGAGGUGUGCAUCCUGACGGAGGGUCCCCACAGUGCCUUAUACACCAUGAUGAAGGACCAGUACGCCAACUACGUGGUGCAGAAGAUGAUCGACGUGGCCGAGCCCACCCAGCGCAAGAUCGUCAUGCACAAGAUCCGCCCCCACAUCUCCACCCUGCGGAAGUACACGUACGGCAAACACAUCCUGGCCAAGCUGGAGAAGUACUACAUGAAGAACGGGGUGGACCUGGGACCCCUGUGUGGGCCCCCCAACGGCAUCAUGUAAACUCUGACCCCCCCCCCCCCCCCCCCCACGACCCUCCAUCCUGCUCCUUAAGUCCUUGAUGCUAUGUAAAUCCCCCUCCCCCUCCCUCCCCCCGUUAUUUCUCCCCUCUGCUCCUCAUUCGCCCUCAGCCCUCCAUCCCCCCCCCCUUCACUUCAGACAGCCUUAGAGUGAUGACCCACGGGGUCCUCGGUGGCCCCCGCCGCCCCCAGGUCAUUAGGAUUGAGCUUCAGGGGGUGGGGCGGGUAAGUCUGCACCCCCCCCCCGACCCCACGCCACCCGCCCCUCUGUUCGGUUGUUUCCUGUGUUUGUGGUUAUGUAUAAACUAGAACAUCACUUCACCUUUUUGCUACUGCUGUAAACAUGGUCACACACACGAAGCCUCCCUCUCUCCGUCUCCUCACCUCACUCAGUUACCCAGCUAGAGACCACUAUGAGAUGGAUGAGGGUUUAACUUGUCACAGUCCUAGAUCACACACACACACACACACACACACACACACACACACACACACACACACACACACACACACACACACACACACACACACACACACACACACACACACACACACACACACACACACACACACACACACACACACACACACACACACACACACACACACACACACUCCGUGGGCUAACCAGCAGAGAGCUCAUUUAGCAUGGGAGAUUUGUUUUCUGGUCUUGCUUCUAUAAAUAUAACGUGUAUACUUGGUGUAGACCUUUGCAUAUAUAUAUAUAAAUAUAUAUAUAAAACUUUGUAGUUUUUCUGGUUUUUGAUGUUGAAUCUGUAUCUAUAAUGUAUCUUAGUAGUGACCACAUACUUCUGACUGUAUAAUUGUACAUUUGUAAACCCUUGUAAUGUAAAAGUGCUUUACCACCCCUUUUUGGUAUCAGAAGAAAAAUAAUUAAAAACGAAUCACACUGAAGAAAAAAAAAUUAGUUAAAAAAAAAACAGCCCUGUGCAUUUCAGUGUAUAUUCUUACCUCCUUGGUUGUGAUAUAUAAGUUGUUGUAUAUUGUAAAUUGUAAUAUCAAAUUUUUUUGUUUUGAAAAGCCCUUUCUAUACAGCAUAGUACGUGUACAAAGAUUCGCCACGCUUGGUUUUAUCCUCUAUCUUGUCCCUGCUUAAAUUAAGAAACGUCGAUCUCCCGAUCAAAGGUCCCCGAUAACAUUUAGUUUCACUAUUAUUUUAUGUUUACGUUUAUAUCUUUUUUUUAAUUUUUUUUUUACUUUUUAUAGGAAUCUCCCCCUCCCACCCCCCUGGAUCUGCUGUAAAGCGCACACGUCUGUCUGGGUGUACGGGGGGCGGCUCGGAGACAUUCACUUUCAUAAUUAACUUAAACCUGACCGCCCCCCGUCUCGCUCUGCCACAGAGGUGACCCCCCCCCCUAUGGAUUGUACAGUGGAGAUCCUGGCUCGUUAUGAUUUGAUUUAGAUUUCUCUGUGGGUCUUUGUUUGGCAUCUCUCUAGUGCUGUCCGUGCUGUAUCAUACUGUCCACGUGUUUAUGGAGGCUCCGCCAGGGAGCGGUGUACAUUGGGGACGCAGCCUUGUGUAUAUUUACUACGAGCACACCUGUAACCAUAUGUGUAUAGUUAACAGAACCUGUGUAUGCUUAUUGCCUGGGCAACUAUUUUUUGUAACAACUGUUGUAGAUUGUCUCUAAACAAUUGUGUGAUCUUUAUUUUGAAACAAAACAACAAAAAAAAAACUUUCAAAAUUU
Gadus macrocephalus (Pacific cod) is the source of this 5396-nucleotide messenger RNA. It is a transcript of the gene pum1, whose product is annotated as pumilio RNA-binding family member 1. NCBI's taxonomy places the organism in Eukaryota, Metazoa, Chordata, Actinopteri, Gadiformes, Gadidae. Gene Ontology annotation, cellular component: cytosol; cytoplasm. Gene Ontology annotation, biological process: regulation of mRNA stability; miRNA processing. The transcript is spliced from 23 exons. The record is from RefSeq and is a predicted model, not a curated record. Bases 167 to 3670 code for a protein of 1167 amino acids. Gene Ontology annotation, molecular function: mRNA 3'-UTR binding.